AUGCUUAUCCCAUCUUAUCAAUCUUUUGUCGAAUCUCGUGCUCGUGCAAACCCAUGUAUCUCUCGCCUCUCAGACUACUUACAACAUGAAUGUCUGGGUGAAAGUAAGAUCACAUACCUCGAUUAUACAACUACGGCUUCGGCCCCCGAGCGUAUUGAUGUACCGGAGAAUAAGCUUUCCCAGCUUAUAAAGACUGCACCAUCAGGCUCAACAAGAUUUGUGUUUGUGGAGAACAUCUCACCCGGCAUCAUAAUAUCUCUUGGUGAGAAACUGGACAUUGAUCCUUUGUUCUUCGCCGACUAUAUCCAUGUGGGUUUUGAGAACCUAGAGAAACUAUCACCGCUGCCUUCACUUGCUACACUGCCGUCUGUUAUAGCGACGAGAGAUCACAUUCAUCUUCAUUGUCAGAAGGUGAUUGCAUUAGAGGGAACCGAUGAAGAGUUGAAGCAUGUGCCAUAUGCCCUCAAGACGGAGUCUAAUGUGCCACGAAAUGUCCGUCGGCUGGUCACUCUUCCUGGUGGACGCUUGGCUUUGACCUCCAUGAUGGAAAACAUCGUACACUACUUGCGGGUGAGUCCACCGCCAGGGCUAGACUUCAAAUCGCCAAGUAUCAUCGGCAUUGGAUACUACCCCAUCUACAUCACUCUAUCAGAAUGGGAUAUAUACACUUACCUGACUAGCCGUUGCUCGACGUACUAUGAGUACUCCGAUCAAGUCAAGACAGGUCGAAUGCAUGAUGAGGUCGAAUGCAUGAUGAGGUCCUGGUUGAUCUGCAGCGGUGGAGGAGGCGCAGUAAGAGCAGCCACCAAAAGCUGA
Molecule: messenger RNA, 816 nt
Organism: Fusarium verticillioides 7600
Lineage: Eukaryota; Fungi; Ascomycota; Sordariomycetes; Hypocreales; Nectriaceae
Exons: 2
Coding region: 1-816 (271 amino acids)
Source: RefSeq, a predicted model, not a curated record